Danio rerio (zebrafish) is the source of this 2254-nucleotide messenger RNA. Lineage: Eukaryota; Metazoa; Chordata; Actinopteri; Cypriniformes; Danionidae. The record is from RefSeq and is a predicted model, not a curated record.
GUCCAAACGCAGAGAAAAACUCCUGCUGAAGCGACUGAUCCCCACACUGUUAUAAAGAUGGCGUUUAUUAAAGAGGAGAGUGAAGAUGUGAAGAUUGAAGAGACAUUCCCAGUCAAACAUGAAAAUCAGGAACAAACAGAUCUGAUGGUGCAGAAAGAAGAGACUCAAUGGAAUGAAAUGGAAGAGAAACAACAAGACUUAACGACUGAUGAAAAACCCACACUCACUAAAAAGACUUCAUUACGCGGAAGACCUCGGAAAUCCAAAUCUUUUUUCAGCAGUAAACAGUGUAGAAAAAGUUUCAGUCAAAAGCCAAAGCUUGAUGUUCACAUGAGGGUUCACACAGGGGAGAAACCUUACACCUGCGAACAGUGUGGAAAGAGUUUUCCUAAAAUCCAUGGCUUUAAGGCCCACAUGAGAAUUCACAUUGGAGAGAGGCCGUACAAAUGCCAACAGUGUGGAAAGAGUUUUAAGCAAAACAGCAACCUUGAAGUUCACAUGAGAACUCACAAUGAAGGAAGAAUUUUUACUUGCACACAGUGUGGAAAAAGUUUUGCUAAAAAACACAACCUUAACAUCCACAUGAGGAUUCACACUGGAGAGAAACCUUACACAUGCACAGAAUGUGGUCAAAGUUUCCCAUAUAAAACCACAUUCAAUAUCCACAGGAGAAUUCACACUGGAGAGAAACCUUACAGAUGCACAGAGUGUGGUAAAAGUUUCACACAUAAAAACACACUCAAUAACCAUAAGAGAAUUCACACUGGAGAGAAACCUUACAGAUGCACUGAGUGUGGUCAACGUUUCCCAUAUAAAACCACACUCACUAACCACAUGAGAACUCACACUGGAGAGAAGCCGUUUGCAUGUGCUCAGUGUGGAAAGAGCUUCAGAGCCAAAGCUAGCCUUAUGAAUCACACGAAUCUUCACACUGGAACCAUAGUGUUCACAUGUGAUCAGUGUGGAAAAAGUCUCACACACAAAGACUCCAUUAAGAACCACAUGAAGACUCACUCAGGAGAGCGUUUUAGAUGCAGUGAGUGUGGAAAGGCCUUUAAACAUAAAAGAAGCCUCAGUGUUCACAUGAAGCUUCACAAUGGAGAGCAGAGUCCUCAACAUUGAGGCCUUGUCCACACAAACACGGGUAUAUUCAUAACAGCAGCUUAUUCAUGUAGUUUGGCUAUUCAUUCAUGUGAGAAAUGACGAAAUCCUUUCGAGAGGAUCACAUGCUUAUGAUUGUCCACGGCUGGUCCUGCAUUAGCUAACGCAUGAUUCACCAAUCAGAUGAAUCCUGAUUCAAUAUAAAUAACUAGGGUUUCUUACUUCAGUUAUCUUCAUCUUGAGGAAUCCCCCCACUCUCCCUCCUUUCUAGAUUGGGCAACACGGUGGCACAGUGGUUAGCACUGUUGCCUCAAAGCAAGAAUGUCACACGUUAAAGUCCCCACUGAACCAGUUGACAUUUGUGUGGAGUUUUGUUCAUUCACCCGGUUCUCGCGUGGGUUUCCCCCAGGUUCCUUCCACAGUCCAAAAUCACAUGACCUAGGUAAACUGAACAUUCUAAAUUGGCACCAUAGUCGAGCUCUUAGUAAGUCUUAUAUCUCCCUUUAGCAUUCUCUAUAUCUGUCAUUAGAACAGAAACAAGUCGUUCAAACUCCCCUCUCGCCCUGUUUACGGAAAGGAGCCCAGGGCUCGAGGAUCCAAUGAGCUUAGAGCUCUCUCGCGGAACAAGUGUGAACUCUUGAACACAUAUCCAGUUACUGAAAAUGAAACCCUUUGAAUACCUGAAGAUUUAAACUCAACAACUGAAAAGGGGUGAAGAUUUUACUGUUUUAUAGUGUAGAUCAGGGGUCAGAUCAGAUUGUAGUGUGCAUCUGAGUUGCUGCCGCACUGCAAGAAUGCAAAAUAACUCUAUAUGUUGAUAGAUUUUGUGGCUUGUUUCAUAUGCAAACAAGUAUCUGCAUCUGAGAAGGUCUGAACCAAAUGGUCUACAUGAACUCAAGAAUUGUGACCCAACCAAAGUAGUUGGGUUAUCUCAGAAGGGUUACAUCCUUUGUUAUAAAGUAGUCUCUCACAGACUGUACUUUGGAUUAAGUUACUUGAAGACAGACAAGUUAACAUCACUGCUGAGAAACUGCACUAUUCUUUGUCUUCAAUAAAGUCUUCUCCCCGUAAGAACUUUGGUCAGCUUACUUAUUUUAUGUAUUAGAGUCAUCUAAUACAUUGACGAGCCACCCAAGAAUGGUUCAGCCAAAUA